Messenger RNA from Saccostrea echinata, 4264 nucleotides. Its product is annotated as regulator of G-protein signaling protein-like. The record is from RefSeq and is a predicted model, not a curated record. The coding region runs from base 50 to 4057 and encodes 1335 amino acids. NCBI's taxonomy places the organism in Eukaryota, Metazoa, Mollusca, Bivalvia, Ostreida, Ostreidae. The transcript is spliced from 20 exons.
CAAUAAUAUCCGAGUAACAAAGAUCAAGCAAACCUCUUCAUUUGCUAGAAUGUCGUUACCUUUCACUCAGCGAGGUUCGAAAAAUCCAACCAACGAAGAAUUUGCAUUCUUGCUUGAAGAUAGAGCUUUUGCAGAUUAUUUCAACAUAUUUCUCACUUUACCGGUAUUCGGUCAGCAGUUAUUCUACAGUUAUAUUGAGAGAGGCUUUGUGUUUGAACCUCCCAUAAAAAAGAAAAGGAACCACGUGGACCGGCGAUGUGUGUUCACGUUCCUGACACAGGAGAGAUACCCUCUGUUUGAAAACACAAACCUUUUCCACGAGUAUCUCCUCUGCUGCCGUCUUCGAGAUGUUGAGGUGGAUUUUCAAUCAAGAACUUUUAAAGAGGAAUCAGAGAAAAGACCGAUCUUUGCUCGUAAUGUUCUUGGACACGUGCUCGGGAUGCAGAUGUUUCGGGAGUACAUUAGAGGGACUGCUGGUGAAAAUGUCUUCAGAUGCUGGAUAGACAUCGAGAAAUGGAAACGAGCAGAAGGAACCGAAAUCCAAAAGACGGAGAUGGCGCACAACAUCAAAAUCACCUACCUGUCUGAAGGAUCUCAGUGUGAUCUCCGGACAAGAGGAAAGAGACUCGUCUUCGAAGGCAAAAUGGAUUUUGAAUUGAUACCUGAAAAAGAGAUACAUGAUGAAAUCUUGGAGGCAGUUUGUCAGAUGGAUGUCCUGUACUCAGUUGAAGCUCGGGAUGCAUUCGAAAAUCUUCAGAGAAUUCUUCUGUCAGCAUUAAGACGUUACUGGGUUCCACGAUACUUCAUUCAUCUCUACCACACCGUCAAUCCUCAGACUCUCGCCUUCCUAAUGCGGGAAACACCCUUUGAUAUGGGUACAUUAGCACAACAACGAAAACUUCGUUGUCGAAUCAUGUUUCCUCGCGUCUACAGUGCGUCACGGUCUAGUCCAGGAUCGCCAACCACACCAGUGUUUUUGUCAUGUGAUGCAGACAAGCUUCCAGAGUCUGCAUACAGUGUGACGUCAUCAGAUAUGCGUACGCAAACCCCCGAUGAUGUGGAAAUUGACUCUCUUUCCCCGGAGAGGAAUAUUGAACCCUUAGAACUCUUGUCACUUUGGAGCGGACAAGGGUAUUCGAGACAAAGAUACAGUGGGAAAAGUGGUAAAAUGAGUGGAAGCAAAAAAAUUGAGUCAGACGAUGCCUAUGGUUUGAAAGAACUAGAAGUUUGGGAGAAGGCAGAGUCCUCUCGUUUUCUACGGGGAUCCCCAAUGCUUUACGUCAUCCCACUACCCGUAAAUUCUUACGUCAAAGGACGCCGGCGGUUAAAAUUUGAUAGCAAUACUCUGGAUAAAAACAGUAAAACGAUGGCUGCCCUUGCUUCUGAUGCACUGGCUGGCUGUCCAUUCAGCCAGUUCUUGAAGGAUGGUCAGUUACUACUAGAUUCUCGAAUGUUCGAGUUCUGGAGUGACGUGCGUCAUUAUAUGGAUGCGGAUGAAACGUAUCUGGAUCCAUAUGGAAUUCCUGUUAGACGUAAAAUAGCUAGAAGAAUAACUGAUAAAUAUCUGAGUUUUAACAAUGAUCUGGAGUAUGAUAUUUUCUCUGAUCAACUGAAAAUGACCCUCUCUCAAAGUAUGAGUUCUCGAGAUGAUAUUUCCUUGAUUUCAAACGCCCAGAGUAUUAUUUCACAUGCUUUGAGGGAAUCCUGGCGACAAUACUCAAGAGAAGAAAGAACAUCAUUUAGAAUGAAAGUAUGUAGUUCAAAGAUGUUUGACAGAAACGUUAUAGAGAUUCCACCCGGUUCCGCCUCCUCGCGCGGACAGUCAGACCCGCUGUUCUUCGUCAACACUAACAUACAGAGUCCCACAGGGCUAGCGGUACAGGGUACGGACGAAACUCCCGUCCUAAGUACGUCACCGGUGGACACUAAUACGCCGUAUAGUCGUCUGACGUCAGAACUUCUGAAUCUCACUAUUACAGAAGAGCAUUCCCUAAAGUCCAUGGAAUACGCCAUACUGUGCGCUGAAUAUGGUCGUUCUGGAAUGUUCCAACAAACUCCCUCCAAGAUAGAUGAUCUAACAGACGUGUUGUACAGUGACUAUGGAAGUCUGCACAUAAAGAGAGAACCAGCCAAACACCAUGAAUUUCUUCAUAAUCUUCUUCACAAACCAAAGAUCAACAUUGAGACGAUACAGGUGUCUCGUCGUGUCAUACUGGACACACCGGAAGUGACCGCUCUUGAGAGGGUUCACUACCGGUCUCGUCUACAGCGACUCGUGCUCCGUCGGCGAGGAAUUCUUAUAGAGCGACCUACUAGACCAAGAAAUCUAAUGGAGAUCUUGCAAUCCCCGGUCCAUUACGAGUUCUUUAAGAGGUUCAUGAUGGGCAACAAGACCGUCCACCCUCUGUUGUUCUGGAAGUACGUGGAGGAUCUAAAGGAGGCCCAGUCUGCAAGACACAGGAAUCACCUCAUCUCCGUCAUAUACAGAAAAUUCUUCAGCAAAAGCGCCAAGCAAGGUUACUUGUUGGACUGUAGUGACGAUAUCAUUCGUCAGAUUCCCACCAUGGAGAGAAUUCCAACGAGUGUCCUCAUCUGCGCUCAGGCUAGUGUCUUCCGCGCCAUGGAGAGAAAGUGGUUCCCCAGAUAUAUGGAGACCUACCCAGUUGAUGCAGAUUAUCCGCCCCCAGAGCAAACGGAGACUAGUCUAGUACCGUCGCCGACAUUUGCAGAUCUCACUGAAGAGCUGAUCAUCAACAAAGAGGCGCUAGCCAAUAAAAAGAAAACGCAGAAGAAACGGAAAACGUUACAUUUAUGGCAUGGAUUUGUACAUCUGAUUAUGGACUUCAUGGAUGCUCUUAAGGACGAGUAUGAAUUCAAACUUCUGGAGCUCUACCUUCGCAAUGAGCAGGAGAAGGACACAAAGCAAAAAAAGAUGGCUGAGAAGUCGAUGUUGACAUCUAGCACUAUUGCAAGCUUUCAGACGCGGGUCGUUCUACGGAAUCGGCUCGUUAUUGUCAACAAACUAGUGGCGGAUCUAAACUUCUGGAAUGAAGUGCAAAAGUUUAAGAAGCAUAUUGACGAGAUAAGUACACGGGAAAACAUCACCAAAGAAGACAUGGAGUUUCUGCAGCUGAAGGCGAAGUCUAUCAUAGACUGUUAUCUUAUAUCGGAGGUUCUACCGCGAGUGCAGGUAAACAUUCCAAGUGACCUGGCGACAAGCAUUGCAGUAUCCCUCACGCAGUCGGGACCAACAAGAGGCCUGUUUCAUGACGCCAUGAUUUUGAUUUUUCCACUUCUCUAUUACUUCUGGAGAAGGUUUCGGGAUGAAUGGUUAAAGGGUCAUGAUCCAAAAGAUUUUUACUUUCGCCUAAAGGAGAAACUGACAGUUCCAUGGGUUUCAUCCACUCCCCAUAAAGAUCAAAGCGGUCCAAAUUACCUAAAUGUCCGAGAAUCACAGUGCCAAAUGAUGGCAGUUCAUCUUCACGAAGACGAACCUUUUCGAAUAAAUUUUUCCAUCAUGGGAGGAAUUCGCUACAUGUUCACAAACAGACCAGCUACAAAAGGCGUUGCGCCAACAGUUGAACAUAACGCAAGGAGACACCAGCAGAUGAGGCGGUCUCGCAGGGACAGUGUCAACCGUAUAAAUAAAACACAUGCAGAGGAAACUACUCAUGGCGAACGCAAGCUCUCAAAAACCGAUAUGAAGAAGAAAAGCAAAAUUAUCCUUGAAGACGAAGAAAGUGUUCGAAACUUGGACGAAGGAGACGCAGAGGUGAAAUCUGAGAAAAGCCAGGAAAUGCAAAAAGCUGAGGAAUUAGAGUCGUCUGGGACCACACUCUCCCCGCGGCGAAGACGACAGUCCACAGUACCAACAGUACAGCGGGAAAAGGCGUUUAGACUAAGUCAGCUUGUAGAGGAACUGAACACAGAGAGUGAUAGGCCUAUAGCCCAACGAUUACGCACACUUGAUCAAGUUGUACGUGCUGCCAUUACAACACAAACUCGGUCUCAGUUUACAGAUGAAGUCCAAAGCUCCGUUACAUCUUUACUGAUUUAAAUCUACAUUGUAAAAUAGAUAAAUGACACUCAUUCAUUUGAAAUUGUGAUUUUUGUCAUCAGGUUUAAGAAAGGUUAUACUACUUGGAACAAUAAUCAAUUUCUGAAAAUUUUGACAGUUUAUAACAUACAAAAUUUUCUUUAUAAAUUUUUAUUUUGAUAAAUUAUAUAAUUUAACAGCUAAAGAGUGGAUGUUUCAAAAAUAUUA